AUGUCUCUGAAGCAGGAAAUCGAAACCUGGGUGGCAGCCCUCGCCAGCUACGACAACAAUGAGUUCGACGUCGCAUUGAAGGUCUUUGACACAAUCUCCGAUACGUCCAAGAUUCUGUUCAACUGUGGCGUAAUCCAUGCCACACUCGGCGAGCAUGAGAAGGCGGUCGACUGCUACCAGCGCGCUGUGCGUCUGGACCAGUACCUCGCCGUGGCAUACUUCCAGCAGGGUGUGUCAAACUUCCUCAUGGGCGACUUCGAGGAAGCUCUCGCCAACUUCAACGACACACUCCUCUACCUACGCGGAAACAACAACAUCGAUUACGAACAAUUGGGUCUCAAGUUCAAGCUAUACUCCUGCGAGGUGCUGUUCAACCGCGGUCUUUGCUACAUCUACCUCCAGCAAAGAGACGCCGGUCUACAGGAUCUGUCUUUCGCAGCCAAGGAGAAGGUAGUACCCGACCAUGAUGUGAUCGACGAGGCUAUUCGGGAGGAAGCAGAAGGCUACACCGUCUUCUCCAUUCCCGUCGGCAUUGUCUACCGUCCCAACGAAGCCAAGGUCAAGAACCUGAAGACGAAGGACUAUCUUGGAAAAGCCCGUCUGGUCGCUGCUUCAGACCGGGCCAAUGCCUUUACUGGCUUCGCUGGCGCCGAAAUCAAGAAGGGAGGCCAGGCCGCAAAAGAUGACAGAACUGAGGAUAAGAUCUCGUACGCGGCGACAAACCUUGUCAAGCCAGAACUUCAGAGCAGAGCACGCCAGCAGUCAGAACCACCAAUGAACCGUAACAUGUUCCCACCCACACCGCCACCGGAGGCAGACAGGAGGUCUGGUGACAGGAGAUCUGGUGGAGAGCGGAGACCUGCCGCCGAUGCUCCCAUGAGCCGCGCGCAAUCCGUACGAGGCGGUGGCCCCAAGCCUCAGCCUCUGAACCUUGGACGAGCUGCCUUUGAUCAGCAAAGCAACAACGAGCCGCCUCGUCGCCAGCCAACACAGCGCUCCGCCUCUGAACGUCCACCACCAAGUCGUUCAGAGUCAAUGCGAGACCGAGGGCAACGUGAUCAGCGGGAUCAGCGAGACCAGCGAGACCGUGACUACAGGCCACGUCGCCGUGGGUCUGACGAUGAUAUCAUUGACGACUACUACGAUAAUGAUCCCUACCCGCCUUCUCGUGGGAGCCGCGGGGCAUACGCUCGCUCAAAACAGAGCAGGCGACCGGCUUACAUUGAAGAAGAAGACGAAGACGACUACGACGGUAGUGAUCUUGAUGACGCCGAAUUCGAGAUGAUGUCUCGCACAAAAUCCAGGAGACGAUCCCCCGCCCGCUCCGCCAGAUCUGGUGGUAGCACCCGCGGUGCAGGCAGCAAAGUCAGAGUGAAGGUUCACUCUAGUGACACACGUUACGUCUUCAUCAGUUCGGAUCAAUUAAUCACUGAAUUCUGGCAACAGAUUCGGGAGAAGUUCGGUGUACGAAAUAAGUUCAAGGUGGAGUUCAAAGACGAUGGCGACAUGAUCACCAUGGCCGACCAGGACGAUCUUGACAUGGCUAUCCAGACGGCGAAGAGUGUUGCAAGGAAGGAAGGCAGCGAUAUGGCCAAGAUGGAGGUUUGGGUUAGAGAAGUAUAG
Alternaria arbusti is the source of this 1623-nucleotide messenger RNA. RefSeq lists its product as uncharacterized. Gene Ontology annotation, molecular function: protein binding. The transcript is spliced from 4 exons. Bases 1 to 1623 code for a protein of 540 amino acids. The record is from RefSeq and is a predicted model, not a curated record. NCBI's taxonomy places the organism in Eukaryota, Fungi, Ascomycota, Dothideomycetes, Pleosporales, Pleosporaceae.